GCGGGAGCCCGCGCCGCAGAGCGGGGCCCGCCAGCGCCACCCGCCGGCCGCGGGGCCGCACCGCGCCUCCCCCCGUCCCCCCCUGCUCCGGCUCUCAAUGUUCCACACUGCCCGGCCACAGAGCCGCCGCCGCCGCCGUAUAGCCCCCCGGCCGCCUCCGUCCCCCUCCUCGGGCGCCGCGGGCCCGGCCCGGCCCCCCGCCAUCCCGCCCCUCCGACCCAGCAGCGGGACAGGACGCCGGCGAAGCUCCCCACGAUGUCCAGUGAUAGGCAGAGGUCAGACGAUGAAAGUCCGAGUACCAGCAGCGGUAGUUCAGAUGCCGAUCAGAGGGAUCCACCUGCACCCGAACCCGAAGAGCAAGAAGAACGAAAACCCUCUGCCACCCAGCAGAAGAAGAACACCAAACUAUCCAGCAAAACUACUGCUAAGCUAUCUACUAGUGCUAAAAGAAUCCAGAAGGAGCUAGCUGAAAUAACCCUUGAUCCUCCUCCUAACUGCAGUGCUGGUCCUAAAGGAGAUAACAUUUAUGAAUGGAGAUCUACUAUACUUGGACCUCCAGGUUCUGUAUACGAAGGAGGCGUUUUUUUCCUGGAUAUCACAUUUUCAUCUGACUAUCCAUUCAAGCCACCAAAGGUUACUUUCCGUACCAGAAUUUAUCACUGCAACAUCAACAGUCAGGGAGUCAUCUGUCUGGAUAUCCUGAAAGACAACUGGAGCCCUGCUUUGACUAUUUCAAAGGUUCUGCUGUCUAUUUGUUCUCUUCUGACAGACUGCAACCCAGCUGACCCUCUGGUUGGAAGCAUAGCCACUCAGUACCUGACCAACAGAGCAGAACAUGACAGGAUAGCCAGACAGUGGACCAAGAGAUACGCAACAUAAAUGACAAACUACUUGUGCAGUGUGAAGGUGCAGAAGGCAACUUUGCAGUGUGCAACAAAUCUUUAUAGCCUUUACAAUACGGACUUCUGUGUAUAUGUUAUACUGAUUCUACUCUGCUUUUAUCCUUUUGAAGACUGGGAUACUGCCCCCCAAAAAGGUAAAUGCUAUCAAGAGUAGAAAUUUGUAGCUGUAGAUUAGUUAUGUUUAAAAUGCCUACUUGCAAGUCUUGCUUCUUUGGGAUAUCAAAAUGUAUUUUGUGAUGUACUAAGGAUACUGUUCCUGAAGUCAACCAAAUAUUAUAGUGCAUUUUAGCCUAAUUCAUUAUCUGUAUGAAGUUAUUAAAGGUAGCUGUAGAUUACUAGGAAUUAUGUCAUUUGUAUUAAACCCAGAUCUAUUUCCAAUAUGUGGUACAUGCUGUUGUGAAAACUGUUUUAACUUUUACCUUUGUCAGUUUGUAAUGAAAGGAUUUCCUUUUUCCCUUUGUAGCUCAGAGAGCACCCAGUGUAUCAUCUCAAACACAAUAAACAUGUUCCCCAAGGA
Harpia harpyja (harpy eagle) is the source of this 1419-nucleotide messenger RNA. RefSeq names its product ubiquitin conjugating enzyme E2 E3 (gene UBE2E3). Lineage: Eukaryota; Metazoa; Chordata; Aves; Accipitriformes; Accipitridae. Gene Ontology annotation, molecular function: ubiquitin conjugating enzyme activity. Gene Ontology annotation, biological process: protein polyubiquitination. Gene Ontology annotation, cellular component: nucleus. The transcript is spliced from 6 exons. The coding region runs from base 256 to 879 and encodes 207 amino acids. The record is from RefSeq and is a predicted model, not a curated record.